CUGUAAGAGGAUGGCGUAUUAGCCAAUCCAGACUGGAAGCUGACAGCCAGUCAUUGUACACGAGGCGGGGUUUGUCGGAAUACGGGGCUGAAAUAAGUCGUGCUUGUUGGAGUGAGUCAGUUUGAAAGCUAGAUGUACGCGGUGAUUAAUCAGUUCAUAGAGAGUUCUAGUAAAAGAGAAAGGAACGAGACAUCGUUGCUUUACAGGAAGCUGCACGGGUUUGUUUCAGUAGCUAACACUGUUUGCCAGGCUGGUUGAGGAAUCAGGGGAUUUUCCACAGCUUGUUAGGAUCUGGAGUCAGAGCGCACAGCCAGACAUUAUAUUGCACCUUUGGAGCAGACAGGAUUACCACCAACCUUCUGUUCAGAACCGCAGAGCCCUAAUCUACUGAGCUACCACUGCCUCGCUCUGUGCUAUGGCGAUCCUUUUCGCUGUCGUAGCUCGUGGAACCACCAUACUUGCCAAACAUGCCUGGUGUGGAGGGAACUUUCUUGAGGUGACAGAACAGAUUUUGGCAAAGAUUCCAUCGGAAAACAACAAAUUAACCUACUCGCAUGGCAUCUAUCUUUUCCACUACAUCUGUCAUGACCGAAUUAUCUAUUUAUGCAUCACAGAUGACGACUUUGAGAGGUCGCGUGCAUUCAGUUUCCUUAAUGAAGUCAAGAAACGGUUCCAGACCACGUAUGGCUCUCGGGCUCAGACCGCUUUACCCUAUGCCAUGAACAGCGAGUUCUCCAGCACUCUUGCUGCACAAAUGAAACACCACUCAGAUCCCAGAAGCUCAGAUCGGUUGACAGAGACACAAAUGCAGGUGGAUGACUUAAAAGGCAUUAUGGUCCGGAAUAUUGAUCUUGUGGCGCAGAGAGGAGAGAAGCUGGAACUUCUUAUUGACAAGACUGAGAACUUGGUGGAUUCAUCUGUGACCUUCAAGACAACGAGUCGCAACCUAGCUCGCGCCAUGUGUAUGAAGAACCUGAAAUUAAUGAUCAUCAUCAUAAUUGUAGCACUCGUGGUCCUGUUCAUCAUCAUAACAGCGGCGUGUGGAGGCGUGACUUGGCCCAACUGCCGGAGCAAGUAGCAGUCAAAACUGAAGCGUCCUCCUUCCUGCUGCUUGACUUGGAAGGGAUAAACUACUCACCCAAGACCAUUAUGCCAUCUGUACAUUUGUCAGGUGUUCCUGAUCUGUCUUCUGUUUAGCCUGGCUCUCUCAGCUGCAGGCGUCUUAACAAUGACUAUGUAGCUUUACACACACAGGACUCAGGAGAGCCUGGAAAUUAAACACCCUCUCUCUAAAUCCUUCAUCUUACUCCAGGAUUUCCUGUAUGUCCUGAUCGAUUCAGUGAAUGUAUGUAAGUGUGAUACCUUUCUGGAACAUUUUCUUUUAUCAGACUAUGUAAAGCAGAUACGUUCUUACAUGAAAUCUUGGUUAACAAGGCACAUUUUUAUGGCACACAUUUGUGCAAAAUCAACACACUGUGGUGAACGGUUGAUUUCUUUUUCUUUUUUUUUCAAGUUCACCACACACCAGUUCAUUAAUCACAACUAACUACUCAACAACUUAAUACAGACAACAUUGUUCAAAAUUCAUCUGGUUUAAUAAUAAUCAAUGAUGUUUGGAAUAAUAUGAAUAUCUAGGUGACAAUACACUUUAUUAUGACCAAUAUGAUAUAUGUAGUGAAUGAAAUGUAAGAUGGCAUUAGUGUUAUUAGUAAGAAAGUCAAACAACAAUAAUCAUCAUUAAGUGUGUAAAGCUCAACGAUGCAGGUUCACAGUUAUUCUCUUUAGGGAGAUACAUAACUGAUGUACAGGGCUAGUGUGGUUGGAAGUGCCACUUGUUUCUUUUUAAGAGCAAAUUAUAAUUCAGAAGCACACUUUUAUUCACGUAAUACAAUACAAUUAGUGUGCAGAGCCAUAAAUACUGUCACUGUUGUACAGGCCAUGUACUUUUUUUAUGUGUACAUAGACAUUUAUUCCAUAUAUUCUUCUCUUAUCUCCAGUAACACUGGCUCGAUGAUUUCUCUAAACUGAGUUUCUCAAACCUUUAGGUCAGAGUUUACAGUUCCACUUUGAUCAAACCGGAUCUGUAGCAUAUGUGUAAUAACCUUGUAUUUUUAUUUCUGGUAGAAGUGAUUUACAUUAUUACACAGUAAUUACACUUCACUUGAGUUCAGAAAAGUAUUUCCCACAAUUCUAUUAUGUACAUGCCUUCGACUCAUAUUGAGCCCAACUGCAGAUGUACAGUUAAUAUAAAAGAUGCACUGGUGAGUUGAAGGAGAUUUCUCCCUGGUUGAUUGUUACAUGUGUCAAUUGGUUUUUUGUUCAUCCACAAUGCACUUUUUUGUUUGCUUUUUGCCAUACCAAUGUAAUUAUUAUAAUGCCAGGAAUCAUGUAAUUAUUUAAUUCAUCACAUUUAAGAAAAUAAAGUUCUAUCUUAAA
Messenger RNA from Clarias gariepinus (North African catfish), 2436 nucleotides. It is a transcript of the gene vamp7, whose product is annotated as synaptobrevin-like 1. The transcript has 9 exons. Gene Ontology annotation, molecular function: SNARE binding; SNAP receptor activity. Gene Ontology annotation, biological process: vesicle fusion; exocytosis. The record is from RefSeq and is a predicted model, not a curated record. The coding region runs from base 416 to 1078 and encodes 220 amino acids. Lineage: Eukaryota; Metazoa; Chordata; Actinopteri; Siluriformes; Clariidae. Gene Ontology annotation, cellular component: SNARE complex; membrane.